CAACAUCCAACUGCAAUCGCGUCUAGACCAACCGUCCAAUAUUUGCCAACAUGGCCGCACGUUUUUUGUUGGUUCUCGUUUGCGUCGCUGAGUUGGCUUCAAUGAUAGCUGCGGACGGUCACGGCGGUGGUCACAAGAAGGUGGUCAUCCACGUGCCGUUGUUCGUGAAGCAUCAUCACCACAAGCACACUAUCGUGAAGCACGUUCAUCACAAGAGCGGUGGUGGUGGUGGUGAUGAUCAUUACGAGGUUCUAGGAUACACGUAUGGUGAACCUAAAGGUGCACCUCAUUUUGGUGGUGGUCAUGGAUGGGGUGCUGCAGACGAGAGUCAUGGGCAUGAGGAUUCCCCUGUCAGCUUCGAAGGUGGAGACCACGGUAGCUACGGACUUUCAGGCGACGACACAGGCCACGGAUAUUAAGCUAUAAAAGAUCUAUUAUUAUC
Molecule: messenger RNA, 442 nt
Organism: Papilio machaon (common yellow swallowtail)
Lineage: Eukaryota; Metazoa; Arthropoda; Insecta; Lepidoptera; Papilionidae
Exons: 3
Coding region: 51-419 (122 amino acids)
Source: RefSeq, a predicted model, not a curated record